AAUCAGUUUGCGACUGAUCCCCGCGACCAUCCUCAGCUCAUGCCGCCUCCGCUUACCUCCCCGCCACUGCCCCCGCAUCUCCUCCGCCCCCUCCACGGCCGCACGCUCACCACCGAGCUCCUCGACCCCCUCAUCCGGUCUACCUCCUCCUCGCCGUCUCCCUCCCUCUCCUUCUCCCUCUUCGUCCUCCUCCUCCGCUCCGCCCUCCGCCCGUCCCACCUCACCUUCCCUUUCCUCGCCCGCGCCGCGGCGCGCCUGUCCUCCGCCUCCCUCGCGGCCGCGCUCCACGCGCACCCGCUGCGGCUCGGCCUCCUCCCCGCCGACCUCCACGUCGCCAACUCCCUCGUCCAUGCGUACGCCGCCUGCGCCCUGCCGGACCACGCGCGCCGGGUGUUCGACGAAAUCCCCCUGCCCAACCUCGUCUCCUGGAACGCGCUCCUGGACGGGUACGCCAAGUGCCGGGACCUCCCCGCCGCGCGCAAGGUGUUCGCUGGGAUGCCCGCGCGGGACGUGGUGUCGUGGAGCGCCAUGAUCGAUGGGUGCGUCAAAUGCGGGGAGCACCGGGAAGCACUCGCGGUGUUCGAGAUGAUGGAGAACACCGCUGCAGUGGAGGAGGAAGAGGGCAGGGCCAGGGUGAGGGCGAACGACGUCACGAUGGUGAGCGUGCUCGGCGCGUGCGCGCACCUGGGGGACCUCGAGCGUGGGAGGCGGGUGCAUCAGUGUCUCAGGGAGCGGGGCUUCGCUCUGAAACUCAGGCUCGCCACCUCGCUGGUUGACAUGUACGCCAAGUGCGGGGCGAUCCGUGAGGCGCUGGAUGUGUUCCGGUCUGUGCCAGCCGAGAACACUGAUGUUCUGAUAUGGAACGCCAUGAUCGGUGGCCUUGCGGUGCAUGGCAUGGGCACUGAGUCGCUGGAAAUGUUCCAGGACAUGCAGCGUGCUGGUGUUGCACCAGAUGAGAUCACGUACCUCUGUCUGUUGAGUGCUUGUGUCCACGGUCGUCUGGUGGAUGAGGCUUGGAUGUUCUUCCGCUUGCUCGAGGCGCAAGGGCUAAGACCGCACGUUGAGCACUAUGCUUGCCUGGUAGAUGUGCUUGGUCGAGCAGGGCGCUUGGAAGAAGCAUAUAGUGUUGUUAAGAGCAUGCCAAUGCAGCCCAGUGUUUCUGUGCUUGGUGCUCUCCUGAAUGCAUGUCAUUUACAUGGAUGGGUAGAGCUUGGUGAGGUAAUCGGCAGGCAGCUUGUCCAAUUGCAGCCAGAUCAUGAUGGCAGGUACAUUGGCUUGUCCAAUAUCUACGCUGUUGCCAGGCGGUGGCAAGAGGCGAAGAAAGCAAGAAAGGUGAUGGAGGAGAGGGGUGUAAAGAAGGUCCCUGGGUUUAGUGAGAUUGAUGUUGGUGGAGGGAUCUCCAGGUUCAUUGCCCAGGACAAGACUCAUCCAGGCUCAGCGCAGAUUUAUGACUUGCUGAAUCUGAUAGCAAUGGAGAUGAAAAUUAAGGAUGAUGAUGCCAUUCCAGAUUACCUUAGUGCACACUGCUAGAAUGAUGGUUGCACCUGCGGAUCUCUCAAGAAACAAUUUCCAUGAAGUAGUUUGGUUUUUUUUUUCCAGAGUGAAUCUGGGCAUAGUAUUUGUUGCUCUCAGUUCUGUCCACUGAAGCACUACCAAAGCAUCAUUUAGGCUAAGUGGAGUUUAAACUGCCAGGUACAACCUAGUUGUGAGCACAUCCAUCAGGGGACAGAUAUAUGCAGAUAAGAAGCAACAUUUGUACCACAUAAAAUGGUGGGAUUCAGAAGUAGUCUUGAUUAUUUCUGUUCUUGCAAUGGAAAUGGGGGUAGCCUCGGUUCAAAAAAAGUUGGUAGUCUUGAGAUUCACCUAACUGCUUCGAGAAUUCAGUAAAACAAAGGUGAAAUUGAUGACAAUCAUGAUUACUGUAUGUAUAUGGAGUUAUGGACAUUGCUCAAACAGCAGGCAGACAGUAUUUACAUCUGGAAGCAUGUGUGAAAACUGUUUGGAGCAUGCAAUGUGCCAUGACCCCAGGAGCAUGUUCUGGCCUUUUUAUAUGGAAGAGCAUAAGCUGUUUCUGCCCUACAUCGCUUCGGGGAGGCUCCGGUGUUCCAAGUUCGCUGCUCUCGACAAUCUUUUGGACCAUCUCGAGCACCUCGCUCAUCUUGGGGCGGUACCUAGCAUGGCGCACCAGGCACUUGUUUGCCACUGACGCAAGCUGGGCUGCUGAUUUUAUGCUAUAGUUCCCUUGAAGCCUCGGAUCGAUCACAGUCUCAAGCUUCUUAGCGUCAGAAGAGUAGGGCUUCACCCAGUCCACGAGAUUCUGCUCGCCUCUCGGCCUAUUUCGGUCGAGAGGUCGCCGGCCUGUGAGGAGCUCGUAAAGCACCACACCGAAGCUCCAUAUGUCAUUCUUGGUGCUGAGGCGUCCUGUGUGGAUGUAUUCAGGAGCUGCAUAUCCAAUUGUCCCCACCACCUGUUUGAUUUUCAUACAGAAGAAGAAUUUUAAUAAUGAUCCUUCAGCAAAUGUUAAUAUCAGUGAGUUGCAAAUA
Molecule: messenger RNA, 2543 nt
Organism: Panicum virgatum (switchgrass)
Lineage: Eukaryota; Viridiplantae; Streptophyta; Magnoliopsida; Poales; Poaceae
Product: pentatricopeptide repeat-containing protein At5g08305-like
Exons: 3
Coding region: 40-1530 (496 amino acids)
Biological process (GO): RNA modification
Molecular function (GO): RNA binding; protein binding
Source: RefSeq, a predicted model, not a curated record